AUUAUAUUAUAAGAUGUUUCAAACUCUUUGCAUGCCAGCUUAUUCAUCAAGAUCGGACUAUAAGUUAAUAAUGUGCGCAAGAGACCCAUACUUUGUGGCCAUAUUUGUGCUUUUUGUUACUGGGUUGACCGGAAGUUUCAUAGCUUGUUAUGAAGAUAGCAAUAAUAAUAGUGGGGAUUACUGGAAAAUGGGAGCUUCCUUCAUCUUUGGAGAUUCUUUGGUAGACGCUGGAAACAAUAACUACCUUUCUACCUUGUCCAAAGCUGACACUCCUCCUAAUGGCAUAGACUUUAAACCCUCAGGCGGUAACCCUACCGGCAGAUUCACCAAUGGAAGAACCAUCGGAGAUAUUAUUGGAGAGGGACUGGGACAGUCUUACUAUUCAACGCCAUUUUUAGCUCCAAAUUGUAGCGGAAAAGCCAUACUACACGGUGUCAAUUACGCAUCGGGAGGUGGUGGAAUUUUGAACGCAACUGGAUCCAUAUUUGUGAAUAGGUUGUCGAUGGAUAUCCAAGUUGAUUACUUCAAUAUAACAAUGAGAGAAAUCAAUAAAUUGCUUGGUGCCUCAAAGGCAAGAGAAUUUAUCACCAAGAAAGCCAUAUUUUCCAUCACCCUUGGGUCCAAUGAUUUUCUCAACAAUUACUUACUUCCGGUAGUUUCUAUUGGUACAAGACUCAACCAAACUCCGGAUGCCUUCAUUGACCAGCUUAUUUCUCAUUUUAG
Molecule: messenger RNA, 723 nt
Organism: Cuscuta epithymum
Lineage: Eukaryota; Viridiplantae; Streptophyta; Magnoliopsida; Solanales; Convolvulaceae
Source: the annotation of a GenBank genome assembly